AUGAAAGAUGUCCGAGGGUUCUUCGCAUCUGAACUCGACGAUCGUUGGGAGGUAGACCGGUGGCGUAGGGGUAAAGUCAACGGCACUGAAAGCAGAGGGCGAAGAAGGCUCCAGCAACGAAUCCCACUCCGGCAAUGCAGGCUGGUCUGA
Molecule: messenger RNA, 150 nt
Organism: Haemonchus placei
Lineage: Eukaryota; Metazoa; Nematoda; Chromadorea; Rhabditida; Trichostrongylidae
Source: the annotation of a GenBank genome assembly